Messenger RNA from Poecilia latipinna (sailfin molly), 696 nucleotides. RefSeq names its product cadherin-1-like. Gene Ontology annotation, molecular function: calcium ion binding. Gene Ontology annotation, cellular component: membrane. The annotation marks the transcript as partial. The transcript has 4 exons. The record is from RefSeq and is a predicted model, not a curated record. NCBI's taxonomy places the organism in Eukaryota, Metazoa, Chordata, Actinopteri, Cyprinodontiformes, Poeciliidae.
UCAGGUUUGCUCUGUUUCCGUGACCAUAAAAAGAGUCUGGAACAAGUUCACCUGUAAUAUGAUAAACACUGAAACCACCCACAGCAGCUUAUCCACACACUGAAACUUCUUCAGAAGACAUCCCAGAGAGAGGCUCUACGUAUCGAGUUUACAGAUAAGAUCUACACAUUUAUUUUUAUUUAUUUUUGUUUUCUUCCUUCCUUUUUAUUUGGAAAGAGUUUUGACAGAAGGUUUUCCACACAAAUGGGAACCAAUUGGCUCAUUAUUUGGAGCGUUGCGAUCACUUUAUUUCAGGUCUCCACAGCCGCGACUGUAGAAGAGUCAUCAUGUGUGCCUGGUUUUGAGUCCAAGUUGUUGAUAUUGAAUGUGACCAAAAAGCACCUGACACAUGGCACACUACUGGGCAAAGUUGGCUUCACUGACUGUACAGGCCGCACAAGAUUCCUGUUCAGCUCUGAUGACAGCCGUUUUCUGGUCCGGACAGAUGGGAUGUUAACGGUAAAGAGACGGGUCAUUCUUCAUAAGGGGCACCAACGCUUCUCUAUCCACUCCCUGAAUGCACAAGGUCAGCAGCUGACUCUUCCUGUCAUGGUUUUGUACCAACGGAUUCACCACAGGAACAAUGAACCACUCAGUCACACUGAAAUGAGUUCCACCAAUAACACACAGGUAGGUUUAGAGAUUCAGUUCCCUCAU